Spinacia oleracea (spinach) is the source of this 3250-nucleotide messenger RNA. RefSeq names its product transcriptional repressor ILP1. The record is from RefSeq and is a predicted model, not a curated record. Gene Ontology annotation, biological process: mRNA splicing, via spliceosome. The transcript is spliced from 8 exons. Lineage: Eukaryota; Viridiplantae; Streptophyta; Magnoliopsida; Caryophyllales; Amaranthaceae. Gene Ontology annotation, molecular function: DNA binding. Gene Ontology annotation, cellular component: nucleus. The coding region runs from base 238 to 2964 and encodes 908 amino acids.
ACUCCAAACCACAUAGUCGCAGUGCUGUAUCCCUUCUUCUGUUAAAACCCUCGAAGAAAAGCAAGCAUCACCAUUCACCACCUCUAGUCGGCGGCGGCUCUGCCAACCACCACUCCUUAUGUGCUGCUGCUAUUCUCGGCCGGCGCCCCUCCUGCUCUGCCUCAGGGACCGGCCUGAGCUUGAGAAAAUCUAGACCCUCAAAUUGAGCAGGCUUUAGUAGCAAUAUCUUGCUUUCUAAUGAGCUCUAGAUCCAAAAACUUCCGUCGUCGAGCUGGUAAUGAUGAAGAAGAUAAUGAAACUAAUGGUAGUGGAGUUCCAUCUAAAACUACCACGAAACCAUCUUUGAAUAAAGCUACAUCAUCAGAAAAACCAAAGAAAACCCACCAAAAGCUUCUAAGUUUUGCUGAAGAUGAAGAAAAUGAAACACCAUUUUCUCGUCCGCAAAAAUCUUCUUCAUCCCGUCCCUCCAAGUCCAGUUCCUCUCAUCAAAUUACAUCUCUCAAGGACCGUCGUGGGUCUUCCUCUAGUUCACUUCCCUCUAACGUCCAACCUCAAGCUGGUCAAUAUACAAAAGAAGCUCUCCUUGAGCUCCAAAAGAACACUAAAACCCUUGUUAGCUCUAGGACAAGACUGCCAGCAUCAGACACAAAACCUAGUUCUUCCUUGGAGCCUGUCAUUGUUUUGAAAGGUCGUGUAAAACCUGUUCUGGAGACUGGGAAUGAUGGUGAUGAGCUCAAUGAAGACAACCCUGAAAAGGAUGAAGAGACUGCUACCCUGAAGAGAGAGAAGGAUAUGGAUCUCCUAGAUCAAGCAACAAUUAAUGCCAUUCGGGCUAAGAGAGAGAAACUUCGGCAAUCACGGGCUGCAGCACCAGAUUAUAUAUCGUUGGAUGCUGGAAGCAAUCAUGGAGAAGCAGAGGGGUUAAGUGACGAGGAACCAGAAUUUCAAACUCGAAUUGCUAUGCUUGGUGAGAAGGUAGAUGGUCCCAAAAAGGGUGUAUUUGAAGAUGUGGAUGAAAGAUCAGUGCGUGCUGGGCAGUUAACCAUGGAUGAUGAUGAAGACGAGGAAGAGAGAAAAUGGGAAGAGGAGCAGUUUAGGAAAGGUCUGGGCAAGAGAAUGGAUGAAGGACCUACUGCAGUCAGCAGAAAUGCAUCAUCAGCUCAAUCUGCUCAACCUCAAAGUUAUAUGUACACAACACCAGAGUCUUAUUCAUCUGUUGCCUGUAUUCCUCCUGCUGGGCCACCCAGCAUUGGAGGGGCAAUUGGUGGUGUACAGGGCGUUGGGACAAUGUCCAUUUCUCAGCAGGCUAAAAUUGCCAAACUAGCUUUUCAAGAUAACUUGAAGAGACUUAAGGAAACUCAUGUAAAAACGAUGACUUCAUUGGCUCGUGUUGAUGAAAGUUUAUCUGCAUCAUUGGUGAAUAUCACUGUACUUGAGAAGUCUUCAUCUGAUGCUGGAGAGAAGUAUAUUUUCAUGCAAAGGCUCCGUGACUUUGUUUCUGUUAUAUGUGACUUUUUGCAGCAUAAAGCUCCGUACAUAGAGGAACUCGAAGAACAUAUGCAGCAACUCCACAAGAAACGUGCUUUGACUAUCUUUGAAAGACGAGCUGCUGAUAAUGAUGAGGAAAUGGCAGAAGUACAAGCAGCUGUAGAGGCAGCUAUGUCAGUUUUAGGGAAAGGUGGUGGCAAUUCUGCUACUAUUGCUGCCGCCACUAGUGCAGCUCAGGCUGCAGCUGCUACCAUCAAGCAACAAAAAUGCUUUCCUGAGAAGCUUGAUGAAUAUGGUAGAGAUGAAAAUCGGCAAAAGCGUUUGGAUAUGUCUCGUAGGUCUGAUGCUCGACAGCGUAGGAGAUCUCGUUUAGAUAUAAAGAGAAUGUCGUAUGUUGGAAAUGACAACUCCUACCGAAUGGAGGGCGAAUCUAGUACUGAUGACAGUGACAAUGAGAGUGACGCUUAUAAGUCAAAUCGUGAUUUGUUGCUUCAGACAGCUGCAGAAGUCUUCAGUGACGCAUCUGAGGAAUAUUCCGAACUUUCUUCAGUUAAAGAAAGAUUUGAAAGGUGGAAGAGAUUGUACUUGGAGAGCUAUCGUGAUGCUUAUAUAUCAUUGAGCAUUCCAUCUUUAUUCUCUCCUUAUGUGAGAUUAGAGCUUCUAAAGUGGGACCCUUUACAUGAAGAGGUUGACUUUUUUGACAUGACAUGGCAUUCCCUGCUCUUUGAUUACGGUGUUCCAGAAGAUGGAAGUGACUUUAGUCCUGAUGAUGCAGAUGCUGAUCUUGUUCCUGGUUUAGUGGAGAAGGUGGCACUUCCCAUUUUGCGUCAUGACAUAGCGCACUGCUGGGAUUUUCUCAGUAGUAGAGAGUCAAAGAAUGCAGUUUCUGCAACGACCUUGAUCAUCAACUACGUUCCGGCUUCAAGUGAGCCCCUCAAGGAACUGAUCGCUGCAAUUCGUACUCGGCUAGCUGAUGCAGUUGCCAAUAUUGUGGUCCCUACGUGGAGUGCUGUUGCUAUGAAAGCUGUGCCAAAUGCUGCAAGAGUUGCAGCAUAUCGAUUUGGUGUGGCAGUUCGAUUGAUGAGGAACAUCUGCAUGUGGAAAGAUAUACUUGCUUUGCCAGUGUUGGAGAAGCUUGUUCUUGAUGAACUUUUGGGUGGGAAAAUACUUCCUCAUGUUCAAAACCUUAUUCCCAAUGUUCAUGAUGCGAUUACAAGAACUGAGAGAAUAAUUGCUUCACUAAACGGGGUCUGGUCUGGUACAAGUGUUACAGCUGCACGCAGUCACAAGUUGUUGCCGCUGGUGGAUUAUGUACUGAAGCUUGGAAAGACACUGGAGAAGAAGCAUGCAUCAGGACAGCCUGAGAGUGAAACUAGUGCCCUUGCCCGUCGUUUGAAGAAGAUGCUAGUUGACCUGAACGAGUAUGACAAGGCCAGAGCAGUCUUGAGAACUUUUCAUCUCAAGGAAGCUCUAUAAUUUUGUAAUUCUAUGCCUAGCUUUUUUUCUCCCUUCCAGAAUUUCAACAUUAUGUAUAUAAUUUUCUCCCUCGCUAUAUUUGAUAGGGUUAUCUAGUUUAUGGGGUUACAAUAGUACAAUUUGCCUAGACAAUAGAGCUUUAGUUCUACAUUGUUUAAAGUGUCUUAAUAGACGUUUGUAAUGUGUAAACAGCUGACUCAGUGAAGCUAUUUAGGUUCUGCAGAAGUGAGGGCACUUUUUACGUUAUUUCCCUUCAGAGAAAUGAAGCAUGAGAAGUUAUCAAUCA